GGAUCCUGGAGCCUUGAACCCGUUAACCCGAAUUCAAAGUCUCUGUCUUCCUUUCUUAAAAGUCCUGUAUAAAACCGAAUCUGAUGCGCCAAAUACAAGGCCGCUAAUUCUCUGUCCUAUAUCGAAACACCCACCUCAGAUUCCCUCAAAGAUGAGACUGUUGAAAGUCGCCACCUGUAAUUUGAACCAAUGGGCGAUGGAUUUUGAUUGCAAUUUGAAGCACAUUAAGGAUUCCAUAACAAGGGCAAAAGAAGUUGGUGCUGUCAUCAGGCUCGGACCCGAGCUUGAAAUCACUGGCUAUGGCUGUGAAGAUCAUUUCUUGGAACUCGAUACAGUCAAUCACGCGUGGGAGUGUUUGAAAGAAAUACUUCUUGGUGAUUGGACGGACGGCAUAUUGUGCAGCAUAGGAAUGCCCAUCAUUAGAGGAUCAGAGCGUUAUAAUUGUCAAGUUUUGUGUUUUAACCGGAAAAUUGUCAUGAUAAGACCAAAGAUGUGGCUUGCAAAUGAUGGCAAUUACAGGGAGCUUCGCUGGUUUACCACAUGGAAGCAAAAGGACCAGCUUGUAGAAUUUCAGCUCCCACCUGAAAUUUCUGAGGCCUUAUCACAGAACUUAGUGCCUUUUGGUUACGGAUACAUUCAGUUUUUGGACACAGCUGUUGCGGCAGAAAUUUGUGAAGAGCUUUUUACUCCUAAUCCUCCCCAUACCGAGCUUGCAUUAAAUGGGGUUGAAGUUUUCCUGAAUGCCAGUGGGAGUCACCAUCAAUUGAGAAAGCUAGACCUUCGACUUCGUGCUUUUAUAAGUGCUACUUAUACUCGUGGAGGGGUUUACAUGUACAGUAACCACCAGGGCUGUGAUGGUGCACGGCUGUAUUAUGAUGGGUGUUCCUGUGUUGUUGUGAACGGAGAGGUGGUUGCUCAAGGCUCACAGUUCUCCUUGAAGGAUGUUGAGGUUGUGGUUGCUCAAGUAGAUUUAGAUGCGGUUGCUAGUUUAAGAGGAUCCAUAAGUAGUUUUCAAGAACAAGCAAGUUGCAAAACCAAAGUCUCAUCUGUAACUGUACCUUACAAUAUUUGCAAACCUUUUAACCUGAAAAUGUUACUUUCUAGUCCACAGAAGAUCAUGUACCAUUCUCCUGAGGAAGAAAUAGCAUUUGGUCCUGGCUGUUGGCUAUGGGACUAUUUAAGAAGAAGUGGAGCUUCUGGUUUUUUGCUUCCUCUUUCUGGUGGCGCAGACAGUUCCUGUGUAGCUGCUAUAGUUGGAUGCAUGUGCCAACUUGUUGUCAAAGAAAUUGCAAAUGGAGACGAACAAGUUAAAGCUGAUGCAAUGCGGAUCGGGAAUUACACUGAUGGAAAGUUUCCAACUGACAGCAAGGAAUUUGCUAAACGUAUAUUCUAUACGGUCUACAUGGGUUCUGAAAACAGUUCCGAAGCCACGAAAACACGGGCUAAGGUAUUAGCAGAUGAGAUUGGUUCAUGGCAUCUUGAUGUUUGCAUAGAUGGUGUUGUUUCAUCUCUGCUAUCCUUGUUUCAGACUGUUACUGGAAAAAGACCACGUUAUAAGGUUGAUGGGGGGUCCAAUGUUGAGAACUUGGGAUUACAGAACAUUCAAGCUCGAAUUAGAAUGGUGCUAGCUUUUAUGUUAGCAUCAUUAUUGCCCUGGGUUCACAACAAAAAAGGGUUUUACCUUGUUUUAGGUAGCUCCAAUGUAGAUGAAGCCUUACGGGGUUACCUUACUAAGUAUGACUGCAGUGCAUCAGAUAUAAACCCAAUUGGUAGUAUUAGCAAACAGGACCUUCGGACAUUUUUGCGGUGGGCUGCCAAUCAUCUUGGUUACUCAUCCUUGGCAGAAAUCGAAGCUGCUCCACCCACCGCUGAACUGGAGCCCAUUCGUUCUAACUACAGCCAGCUGGAUGAAGUGGACAUGGGAAUGACAUAUGAGGAGCUAUCAGUCUACGGGAGGCUGCGGAAAAUUUUCCGGUGUGGUCCAGUAUCAAUGUUCAAGAACCUUUGCUAUAAAUGGGGUGCAACAUUAACUCCAUCAGAGGUGGCUGAUAAAGUAAAACAUUUCUUCAAAUACUAUUCCAUCAACCGACACAAAAUGACUGUAUUGACACCUUCAUAUCAUGCCGAGAGUUAUUCGCCGGAGGACAAUAGGUUUGAUCUGCGUCAGUUCCUUUACAAUGCGAGAUGGCCAUAUCAGUUUCGGAAGAUGGAUGAACUGGUGCAAGAGAUGAAUGGUGACAGAGUUGCUUUUAAGGAAACAGGUGAGGAUGGUGGUACAGCAGCAGGUGGUGGUGGGAUGGGAGUUGUAGCAGCUGCCUCAGGCAACCCCAAAGCUGGAUUUUAAUCAAAACUAUUGGGGAGUUGAGUAGAAAUAAGGAUUGCUUACAAUUUUUAUUUAUGGUGUAGUAGCACAAAUUUGUUUUUAGUUGUCCUGUUAUUGGCGCAGUCAGUUCACCCCCAGCCCCAAUCUGUCUAUCUUUUUUUCAAUUUAAUUUAAUAGAUGUCGUGUACAAUAAUAAUAAUAAAUUACUCGAUAGAAAGUGGAAAUUGAAGUGUUCAAAACACAUAAUAAGAAAGUUGAUUUUCUUCCUUUGUUUUUAAA
This is a messenger RNA of Gossypium arboreum, 2602 nucleotides long. RefSeq names its product glutamine-dependent NAD(+) synthetase. NCBI's taxonomy places the organism in Eukaryota, Viridiplantae, Streptophyta, Magnoliopsida, Malvales, Malvaceae. The record is from RefSeq and is a predicted model, not a curated record. Gene Ontology annotation, cellular component: cytoplasm. Gene Ontology annotation, molecular function: NAD+ synthase (glutamine-hydrolyzing) activity; glutaminase activity; ATP binding. Bases 152 to 2344 code for a protein of 730 amino acids. Gene Ontology annotation, biological process: NAD+ biosynthetic process. The transcript is spliced from 14 exons.